This is a messenger RNA of Podarcis muralis (Common wall lizard), 3051 nucleotides long. RefSeq names its product coiled-coil domain containing 85B (gene CCDC85B). Gene Ontology annotation, cellular component: nucleus. NCBI's taxonomy places the organism in Eukaryota, Metazoa, Chordata, Lepidosauria, Squamata, Lacertidae. The record is from RefSeq and is a predicted model, not a curated record. Gene Ontology annotation, biological process: negative regulation of DNA-templated transcription.
CCGCCCCCCUUUCUUUUCUCUCUCCUCUACCCCCACCCCACUCCGCCCCCAUUCGGCGCAGGCGCCCCUCUCUCAACCAUGCACCUGCUCCCCUACCGUUUAACCCGUGCAUUUGCAACGCCGAGGCAGCGCGUCGGCUUUUGGCGUCGCUCAUUUGGCGGGCCUCCCGUCCGUGCGUCCCGUUAUCCCGGGGAAGCAGCAGCAGCAGGAGGAGGAGGAAGGAGAGAGGGGAAUCUCCGCCGCCGGGCAGGAUGUCCUGCUGCUGCUGCUGAGCAGGGCGAGGAGGGGAAUCGUGCAAGAUGUCGCUGCUGCUGCGCCUUGGCUGGAGGUGAGCGCGCCGCGGAGGAGCGAGUCCUCUGUGCGCCCCGGCGAUGUUCCCCGCCGCCCGCGAGGCCGCGCCGCCGGCCGGACCCCCCCAGAGCCCGGAGACGCCUCCGACGACGCCGGGGGUCUGCUGCCCUGCCUUGGCCGAGCUGAGCGACGCCGAGCUGGGCGUGUGCAGCAAGGAGGAGCUGGUGCGCCGCUUGCGCCACGAGGAGGCCGAGAAGCUGGCGGCGCUGGUGCAGCGCGGCCGGCUCAUCCAGGGCGUCAACCGGCAGCUGCAGGAGCACCUCCGCGAGAUCCGCGAGCUGAAGGCCGUGAACGGGCGCCUGCAGACCGAGAACCGCGAGCUGCGCGACCUGUGCUGCUUCCUCGACGAGGACCGCCUGAAGGCCAAGCGCCUGGCGCGCCACUGGCAGCUCUUCGGGCACCACGCGGCGCAGGUGCUGCGCGACGAGGUGGCCGCCUGCCUGCGCAAGCUGGCCGGCCUCGAGGGCCUCCAGGAGCGCCUGGCCAAGGACAACCUGGAGCUCAAGGAGCUCUGCCUGGCCCUGGAGGAGGAGUGCGCCUCCGCCCGGCCCGACGCCAGCCCCAGCCCCGGCGGAGGCUCCUCCGAGCUCAACCUGCCCUGCGGGCCCCGCGACUUGGGCGAUGGCAGCUCCAGCACCGGCAGCGUCGGCAGCCCCGACCAGCUGCACCCCGCCUGCACCCCCGACGACUGAACCCCUCGCGCCGCCCGGCCCGUCGACUCGGGUCAGCCAGGACAGGGCGCCCGGCCUUCCUCGCCUUCUCUUCCCAUCCCCAGCCCCUGUCGCUGAAGAUUUCACGCCUCGGGGAGACGAGAACCCGCCCGUCCCCCCACAUCCCAAAGCAGGGCAACGGUGGAUGCAUUUAAUUUAUUGCUACCGGUUUUUUUCCGUUUUCUUAAAAAGUGGUUCCUGUGUGGUCCACGCUGCAUCGGUGAACGCAGCAAGCUUCGACAUCACACAGAGCUCUUGUUUUUUCAAAAAAAUAUAUAAAGCCAUAACUCUGGCCAGUGUACAGAGAGCUUUUGGAUUGAUUACAAGGAGGUGUUUCGUUUUUUUAAAUAAAGCCAUAAAAUAUCGUUGGAGGGCCCCUCCCACCCCCAUCUUGCCACCCCUGUGGCUGACAUCCUAACACUCCCCUGGAGAAACAGGGACUUCUAAAUCGUCCCAAUGGAAAUGGGGCCAUUGUUCCAAUCUAGCAAGGUCGGGUACAGCAAGGGUCUCUCUGCUGCCACAUUCCCGCUUUACCGGAGUGAGACCUUUAUAUGUCAUGAACCAUUUUGGUAGCGAGGGGGGGGGGAGAGGUAGCACGCUUUUGGAGGGGCGUCUGCAAUUCCAUGGCUGCACUUGGCAGUAUUUAGAAAUGGUGCGCUGAUUCUGGCAGUGGGCAUCCCCUCUUGAAAGGAGAUGGGGGGUGAUGAGCCUUUUUCUCCCUGCCCUGGAAAAAUCCUCCAUUGUGUGCUUCUCCUCCUUGUGCAGCAAUAAAACUGCUAGGACCUUUGCAAAGCUAAGCAGGUUUCAAAUUGGAUUUCCUGCAUUGCAGGGGGUUGGGCUAGAUGACCCUGGGGGGUCCCUUGCAACUCUCACGAUUCUGUGUGUACACGGGGUUGGAGGGGGAUAGGGGAAAGCAGCAGUGAUGAUAAUUUGGUCCUGGCUGCUUCGAAGGGAGGGGGUGUUUGGAGACAAAGCAGUGGUGCUUUUGUGGCGCCUGAAUUUGGCUGGAGUGCCUAAGAAGGCAGGUUUCUUGUGCAAGAGGGGAUGAGAGAGUCAGGCCACACUGCAGGAUUUUUCAGGAACCCCCCCCCCCACUUUGCAUGCUUCUGUCCCCGCUCCUCUCAUUUAUUGAAAUUGGAAAGGAACCCAGAGGCUCAGUUGACUGGAACUGCCUGGAGGGAACACCAACAUCCCUUGAAAGCAACACCCCCCUCAAAAACUAUUUGGGAACCUCUUUUUGGAGCAGGAUCCAAGAGGCUGCAACUCUCUCUCCUUGGAGGGUAGGACCUCAACAGGAACCAUUAUCCUGUUUUUGAAAAUGUGCCGUUCUCCUGCUCCUUAGGGAAUAAACAGGGAUCGGGGGGGGGGGGAGUUGGCUGCUGGGUCCCCGAGCCAAGGACUCCCCGCAACUUGAAAGUGAACUUCUGAAUAGCAAUAGCUUCCAUGAUUCAGUUUUGACUGAGGACAUGGUUAAACGUGGUGGUCCUUGGAACUCUCCUCCACUUGAAACACUAGGCCCUUUGUGGCGGGAUAUAUGCUGGAAGGGUGGAGGAUAUUUCAACCUUUCCGUGAGGGGCUGCUGCGAUGGUCCCCCGUGGAGAGAGGAUGAGAAAUUGUUGGGAUGCUGCUCUUUGUUGGAGAAAUGGUGGUGAAAGCAGCAAGCUUCCACCAUGCACAGAACUCUGUGUGACGCGAGAGACCUGGAAGAAACGUCUGCCUCUGUUAAUAGUGUUUCUUUUUGUCAACAUCCUGGGACUACAGGACACAGAGGCUGGGGAAAAGGCAUCCAUGCCCCAGCCAGGUCUCCUUGCUCCAUCUCCUUUCCUGGGUGUAGCAAAUGGCGCGGAGGAUAUCCAUUUUAUGAUGUUUAUGUUUGUCACCCUCAGAAUGGAAAGGAUACACACACACGCGCUCCCGCCCUGAAAAGAAACCCAGGACUUAAGCAAUCUUCUCUUUCUUUCAGGGUGUUAAUAAAUGUAUUAAAUUGUCA